Molecule: messenger RNA, 2556 nt
Organism: Penicillium subrubescens
Lineage: Eukaryota; Fungi; Ascomycota; Eurotiomycetes; Eurotiales; Aspergillaceae
Gene: ace1
Product: putative C2H2 transcription factor (Ace1)
Exons: 5
Coding region: 1-2556 (851 amino acids)
Source: RefSeq, a predicted model, not a curated record
AUGGUGUCUGCUCAAUUCGAGCCCAGUCGGGUGCAUCCGCGUCGGCGGCCGGUCUUAAACACGUCGCUGGCCCCUGAUGCGGAGUCCAGUUCUUCUUCCAAAAUGCAACUGAAGAAGGGCGAGACAUUUAAUACCCCGACUAACCCGCCGUCGAAUGAUAGUGAUCCAGUGUUGAACAUUCGAUCUCUUCCUCGUCGCUCGCCAACUUCUCUUGACGCUCUUGCCCUUAGUGAACAGCGUAUGGCGUCGAUUCUUGAGCGCUUGACCCUCGACGAUCAGCCUGAGGAGAAAACAUCUUCUGCUCAGGACGUCGAUGGCCUUGGUGGUGUAAACGAGUCCAAGUCUGCCAUCUCCGGUGCCUCGAAGCCGUCGAGUGAUGAUGGGUAUGAUUUGUUCCCGUCGCAUAAGAAGCAUCAACAACAACAACGCGAUUACGACAAUGGCCACGAAUCCGACAGUGGUCUUGGAUCAUCAGUCAGCAGCGAGUCGUUGCCCGAUGCCGCUGAAAAAUUGUAUAAGAAUGACUCGCACCUAGGAAAAUCGGCCAUUACGACUGCUGCCUCAGACUUUGACCAAGGCACCACUCCGCGACGCCAAUUGUCCUACUCGGCGUGCAAGCAGAUAGAGCGCUAUGUUCUGGUCCCUAUACUGAAGGAGGCCAAGCUCAAACCGUUCCAUCCCCUUGUCAGGACAAUCCCAAGUCGAAUCGUGAACAAGCAGAUUGUUUGCCUACGAGAUCUCGAGAAAAUCCUCCUGUGGCUCGCUCCUAAAUUCUCGGCGUCUCGCUCUUCUUAUCUCAGCUUCUGCGAGUUCACCAUCCAGUGUCUCCACACGUCGACAUCUCAUCUCAACUCCCGGGAUCAGCGGCUUCCCGCUGAUCGCCCAUACACUAACGGUUACUUCCUCGACCUUGUCACCCAGGUUCGACGCUACGCCGCCAUGAUUCAGGCUAAUCGCCAGCGGGUCCAAAUGACCCAGGACACUCAGGCUCAGUCCGCCAACAAGGACGAACCGUCCUCCCUGAUUACUUCCGCCGCCCUCGAGGGUGGUCUCUCCAAGAACGGACGCCCCGUCGAGUUAGUUAUCCUGCAGGAUGGCAAGCUUAUCUCCAUGGCCACCGGCCUUCCAUACGAGGGAGAUGCCCCUGCUACCUACAAGCGUGCCAUCGCUCUCGAUGAUGAUGAGGAUCUCGAUGAGGGUGUCAUGCGAUCCAUGGCUCGCCGCAAGAAGAACGCGCCUCCAAUGGACAUCAACAAGAAGUGCUCUCACUGCGACAAGGUCUUCAAGCGUCCUUGCGACUUGACCAAGCACGAGAAGACCCAUUCGCGCCCCUGGAAGUGCACCGACACCACCUGCAAAUACAACCAAAUCGGCUGGCCAACCGAAAAGGAGCGUGAUCGCCACAUGAAUGACAAGCACGCCGACAGCCCCAACACCUUCAACUGCCACUUCGCGCCCUGCCCUUACUCCUCCAAGCGUGAGAGCAACUGCAAGCAGCACAUGGAGAAGGCCCAUGGCUGGGUUUACAUCCGCUCCAAGCACAGCUCUCGUGCUCUCGGUGCCAAGAGCAAGCGCGGUACCAAGAGCCCCUCUGUCCAGGCCACUCCCGACACCCCCAGUGUGUCUACUCCGGCAUCCGGCCCGACCGACUUCAGUACCCCUAGCGUGGGCCCGACUCUCUCUCCCUUCGAGGCGAGUAUGGAUGACGAGGACGAACUUGAGAUCAACUUCGCGGACCCCCUACUCAGUUGCCCAUGGACCCUACCAACCUGGCCAACUUCUUCGCCUCCCUCCCUGAUCAGCCGCCGGACACGUGCAAUCCCAACUUCCAACCACUCCGCUGGUGUCGUCUCCCCUGGUAUCAAUCAGCCAACUGGCUAUGACAAUGCGGCUGGUUUUGCCAACUCGACCGGCUAUGGCCACGCGACCGGUUACGAUAACUCCCCCGGUUUCGACAAUUCCGCUGCCUACAACCACUCGACUGGCUUUGACGAGUCGACUGGUUUCAACACCUCUGCUUACCAGGCAUCUUCGGGAGACAUGACCAAUGACCAGAUGUUCUCCCAUUUCGACCAUAGUCUCGCGAGCCUUCAGGCUCAAUUCGCCGCUGCCGACCGGAACAGCCUGAUUCCAUCCAUUGUGUCGGAGCCCGUUCCAGACCUCGGCGAGUCUGGCUCCAUGUCUGGUACUCUGUCUCUAGCCGAAUCCCCUCAGGCGACUGCUGACACCAGCAGCGCCCUCCUCGACAUCGACUGGAGCGGCCUGGGAAACAUGGACAAUAUGAACUUGUCCAGCGGAAUGGAGGACCUGGCCUCGUUCCAGGUCGAUGGUGCCCAAUGCGCCACAAACGGCCAUGUCUCCGGUCUGUCUCCGGGCGCUCAGGGGAACUUGAUGUUGUAUUCCCCGGAGUCCGGCCUCUCCGGUGGCAAUAUUUCGGCCAACUUUCCUUAUGGCCUCCCAGCGGCCCAGCAGGCGUUGGGUGACUUCACCCUUUUUGGCGACACCCAGCUACAGGGCGUCAGCCAUUCGCAGGGCUGUUUCGCCGAAUUCGACUAG